Molecule: messenger RNA, 1041 nt
Organism: Trichomonas vaginalis G3
Lineage: Eukaryota; Parabasalia; Trichomonadida; Trichomonadidae
Product: spectrin binding
Exons: 1
Coding region: 1-1041 (346 amino acids)
Source: RefSeq, a predicted model, not a curated record
AUGUCUGAGAAUUUUAAUUUUUCAAAUUGGAAAUUUUAUGGUUUUGACACCGAUCUCGAUUUAAUGAUGUUCUUCUUUAUUAUUCAAAUAGUAGAUGCGUUCAAAGCAUCUAAGCGUUAUAGUAUACUUACUAAUAAGUAUAAUGAAUACAUUGAUGCAUGGGAUUCAAUAUACAAUUUAAACUCAGAUGAUAUAAUCUCAGCAGCAAAGUUAUACAUGAAAAUCAAAGAUUACUUGAUAGAAACUGGAUAUUUUACACCACAAGAGAUGAUUCAUUCGAUAAGAAAUUUUGGCCUUCAAAGAUUAAAAUAUCGUCAUGCAUACCUAGAGGUAAUGAAAGCAAUAAAUAGAGAAUAUCAUUGUGAUAAUGAUUUUGAUAUCAGAUCUCUUUCAGAAUCAGAUGCUGCAAAUACAAUUCAUGAAAUUAUAUUAAAUGAUGAUCAGAAAAAAUUAUAUAAUUUUUUAAACCUGGGAAAUCACAAUCUUAGUGAAAUACUUCAAUUUUGUUGCGAACAAGGAGCAGUUAAUUGUUUUUGGGCACUAAUAGAUUCCUACAAAGUGCCUAUCACAAAAGAAUGCCUUGAUGCUUCAUUUCUAGGAAACAAUCAAGAAAUCAUAGAAGAAUGUUUGAGAGCACAAGAACCUGAUUCAUCUACAUUGGGAAAUGCAAUUGCAUCUCAUAAUAUGGAUAAUAUUAAGAAUUUGCUAACAAAUUACAACUUAAGAUAUCCUAUAGAUAAAUGCGCUUGUUACAAAAAUCUUCGUGCAUUUCUUAUACAUCUAGUAUCAACUGAUGAUAUGAACAUAUGUUUUGUAUAUUCUCCUUCUUUUCAUAUUCAAUCAUUUUGCGAAUAUUUUCUUUCGAAAGGUGCAGAUAUUAAUUAUGCACAUGAACAUUGCUACACAGAACUUUCCGUUGCAGCUAAGGAAAAACAAAAUGAUAUUGCAAAAUAUCUGAUUAUGAAAGAAAUUGUUAUUAAUUAUCAGACAAUUUUGUAUCCAUCUGCAUUUGAAAUUGCAGUAGUUUCAAACAAUCCUUAA